This is a messenger RNA of Cynara cardunculus var. scolymus (artichoke), 1943 nucleotides long. RefSeq names its product plant intracellular Ras-group-related LRR protein 9-like. NCBI's taxonomy places the organism in Eukaryota, Viridiplantae, Streptophyta, Magnoliopsida, Asterales, Asteraceae. The record is from RefSeq and is a predicted model, not a curated record. The transcript has 3 exons. The coding region runs from base 162 to 1661 and encodes 499 amino acids. Gene Ontology annotation, molecular function: protein binding.
AACCAUGGCCAUAAUGGAGGUGUCAUCGUCCUUCUAUCCAUCUGUUGCCUUCUUUCUAUCAUUCUUCCUCUCUCGUUCGGAGAGACAUAUAUGACGUACCAGAUAAACAGGCGUUACGUUCAUUGAAUCCAUCUCUCUGAAUUAGCGCCCAGCCAGCAGCCAUGGACAGCCCUAGGAAGAUGCGAAUUCUUUCUUAUGUUAUGACCAAAAUUCCCAGCUUCAAACGCCGGCAAUUACAGGAGCUGGAGAAUGAGAAACUAUCCCGGGCGUCUACCUUACCGGAAACAUAUUCCGAACUCUCCGAACGUGAAACCCUUUCAGAACUCGCCGAACGUGUCUCUCGGCUGACGGACGAUGACAUCCUUGCUACCAUCCGUGGGGUUGUCGUUGAAGUCACUCAGAUUCGAUCCGUCCUCAAAACCCUUGGCGAGCGUCCUGACCCUGAGGCCGUGGAAAUCGCCAGGACAAGGCUCGCUGAUAUGGAAUCAUAUUUCGCCGAACAAUUUGACGAGAUCGCGUUGUCCGAAAGCGAUGUGGAGGAGGUCAGAAGAAGGAUGAAGGUGGCAGAAAGGGAGAAGCAGAUGUUCAGGGCCCUGAUCUCGUUGGAUGAGAUGUUUGAUACGUAUAGCAAUUUGUUGAUUGUGGCGGAGAGGAGGCUUCAGAAGCUUUACGAUACGGCUAGGGCGGCAGGAAAAUUAACGGCGAUUGAUAAGAGGAUUUCCUCUAUGCUUCCAAGUAUUGCCGAGGAGGUGAAGGAGGAGAUGGCUGACAUUCUUCAGGAUGCUUUGGUUAAUGGCGUCGAAAGGAUUGAUUUAUCCGAUCGGCGCUUGCCAUUCGUCCCUGAAGCCUUCGGGAAGCUUCGUACAUUGGUUUCUCUUGAUCUAUCCUGCAAUAAGCUUAUGGCCAUUCCAGAUUCAGUUGCUGGACUUGAGAAUCUUGAGGAGCUUAAUGUUUCUCAUAAUCUGUUUGAAUCACUACCAGAUGCCAUCGGAUCGCUCAAGAAUUUGAAGAUUCUAAACGUGUCUAGCAACAAGCUCACGGCCUUGCCCGAAGGCAUUUGCAAAUGCAGGUCCUUGGUAGAACUUGAUGCCAGUUUCAAUAAGAUUUCAUAUCUCCCCAGCAAAAUAGGGUAUGAACUGGUGCAUCUAGAGAAGCUUUUGAUGCCUUUGAACAAAUUGCGCACCCUUCCUCCCUCCAUUGGAGAAAUGGUAUCUCUUCAGAUCCUUGAUUUGCACUUCAACGAGCUCAGAGGCCUGCCACCCACCAUUGGGAAGCUAACAAAACUCAAGAUUCUUAACGUGGGCAGUAACUUUAACGAUCUUACAGCACUCCCGGAUUCCAUUGGAGAUUUGAUCAGCCUUAGGGAAUUGGAUAUCUGCAACAAUCAGAUCCGCGAACUGCCAAUCACAUUCGGGCGCCUUAGAUCUCUGAAAAAACUGGUUGUGGAUCAAAACCCAUUGGUGAUUCCUCCAAAAGAAGUGAUGGAUGAAGGUGUUGAAGCUGUGAAAGUGUAUAUGAGCAAGAUGUUGUAUGAUUAUAUCGUGGAGGAAGAGAAACGAAUGAUGUGGGAACGGGAAGAGCAGGCGCAGGAUGGUUGGUUUAUGACGUGGUUUUUCGGGCCUCCGGAUGCAACCUAUCCUUACCUCAAUCAUCGACUAUGAUCAUGUUAUCCAACGAUGGUAGUCAUAUUCGUCAUUCUACCUUAAAAUUAUCAUUUUUAUUAUCAUCAUCAUCAUCAUUAUUAUUAUUAUUUGUGUGUUUUAAAUCCUAAUCCUCAGUUUGUAAGUGUUUUCCAAGCCAAAACCAACCCCUAAAACAUGUGUGUAAAGUUUUGCAGGCAGGAUAUGCACCAUGUUACCGGGAAAAGGAGGCCUCCAUUUUCAUAUGUAACAUGCUGAAUUUUAUUCCAUGUAAUUUAGGACCAUAUGAUAAAAUUUAAUAAA